AGUGUGCUACGGCCCCUCGAGGAGAGACAGUUUCAGUUUGGUUGAGAUGCUGAUCACACCAGCAGCCUCACAGAGAGCUUCGUUUUCGUGUCUUUCGUUUCAAAGAACGACUACCGGUGUCGAAAAAAAAGAGAUGAAUCACGGAAAGCGACAAUAUAACGUUAACGGGAGCGGUGGGAAGAAGGAGAAGACUCCGCCUGAAUGACCCCUCACAAAGAGACGCGUUUCCUCGCGCUGCGCUCGUGAAGCUUGUCAAGCGGAUUCAAAGGGGCGCGCGAUCCAGCGGCUCUCGCGCACAAACAGUCAUCAAUCAUGCCGGUGCGACGGGGUCACGUCGCGCCGCAGAACACGUUUCUCGGUAUUAUAAUUCGCAAAUUCGAGGGUCAAAACAAGAGAUUUGUCAUAGCCAAUGCACGCGUCCAGAACUGUGCCAUCAUCUAUUGUAAUGAUGCCUUCUGUGAGAUGACGGGGUUUUCUCGACCGGACAUCAUGCAGAAGCCGUGCACCUGUGACUUUCUGCAUGGGCAGCUGACCAAGCGGCAUGCCAUCGCACAGGUAGCACAGGCUCUGCUUGGUUCAGAGGAACGUAAAGUGGAGAUCACUUACUAUCACAAGGACGGAUCAGACUUCCAGUGUACAACACACAUCAUUCCUGUGAAGAACCAGGAGGGCGUGGUCAUGAUGUUCAUCUUGAGCUUUGAUUAUUUGUUGAAGGAGGGCAGCAUGGAUUCAUUAGACCGACUCAACCACACCUCUCCAGCUAGACAAGAACAAAAAAAAGGACGUUUCUUCCGUUUUCGUCUGCCUGCGCCACUGAGCAUGCUGGGAGUAAGUAAGCAAUCUCUUCCUCAGGAGGACCCGGAUGAGGUGACCAUCCAUUCAGUCAAUCAGAAUGAGAAACACUCAUCCUGCUCGUCAUCUCUCUCUCUUUCCCUCUCUCCACGUGAACUCCACCCCCCCACCGGCGAGAGCUGUAGCCCCUCCUACAGAAACGACACACAGGCUCUGAUUGGCCAGAGUUAUAUGGGGUCAUGUUCACCAAUCUCAGGGCCACAGGAUCACUCGUCUCCACGGGGCCCCUGGGAACGGAUUGACCCUCAGGAGCCUUUGGGGACUGCAUCCAAUAGGGCAUCGCGGGCCAGCAUGUGUACAUUUAGGAGAGUGUCAUCUACGCAAGAUUUUGAAGGACUCAGCACACGUACACAGAGGACGUACCGUGAACGCCAUGCUAGCGAAGAUAAUGGGCGUAGUAUUAAAGUGUCACGCUCUUGGAUGGCUGGGGGUCCAUUUAAUCAGAUCAAGUCCAGCCUGUUGGGAUCCACAUCCGACUCGAACCUCACCAAGUACAGCACCAUCAACAAAAUCCCGCUCAUCACACUGAACUUCUCAGAGACCAACAACGACAAGCGAGCAUCCUCUCCACAUUCCUCAGAGAAAACAAUCAUCGCACCAAAGGUCAAAGAUCGCACACAUAACGUCACAGAGAAGGUCACACAGGUUUUGUCACUAGGUGCCGACGUGCUUCCAGAGUACAAGCUUCAGACACCUCGCAUGGACAAGUUCACCAUUCUACAUUACAGUCCCUUCAAGGCUGUCUGGGAUUGGCUGAUUCUGCUGCUCGUCAUCUACACAGCCAUUUUCACACCAUACAGUGCGGCCUUUCUACUCAACGACCUGGAGGAACGGAAGAGGCGUGAGUGUGGUUACUCCUGCAGUCCUCUCAACGUGGUGGACCUCAUAGUGGACAUUAUGUUUAUUGUAGACAUUCUAAUAAACUUCCGGACUACGUACGUCAACACCAAUGAAGAGGUGGUUAGCCAUCCAGCUAAAAUAGCAGUGCAUUACUUCAAAGGCUGGUUCCUCAUAGACAUGGUGGCGGCCAUCCCCUUUGAUCUUCUCAUAUUUGGGUCAGGGUCAGAAGAGACCACAACUCUGAUUGGCCUGCUGAAGACUGCCCGACUGCUGAGAUUGGUCCGUGUGGCACGGAAGCUAGAUCGUUACUCAGAGUAUGGGGCAGCUGUCCUCAUGCUCCUCAUGUGUAUUUUUGCUCUGAUUGCUCAUUGGCUGGCCUGCAUAUGGUAUGCGAUCGGUAACAUGGAAAAGCCCUAUCUUGAGCAUACGAUUGGCUGGUUGGAUAAUCUAGGCAUGUCCAUAGGAAAGCAGUACAACUACAGUGAUCCCGCCUCUGGUCCGUCAAUCAAGGACAAGUAUGUGACAGCACUGUAUUUCACAUUCAGCAGUCUGACCAGUGUGGGCUUUGGGAACGUAUCACCAAACACCAACUCCGAGAAGAUCUUCUCCAUCUGUGUCAUGCUCAUUGGCUCUCUGAUGUAUGCUAGCAUCUUUGGGAAUGUGUCAGCUAUAAUCCAGCGGCUGUACUCCGGAACAGCUCGGUACCAUCUGCAGAUGCUUCGGGUCAAAGAAUUCAUCCGCUUCCACCAGAUCCCCAACCCGCUCAGACAAAGACUUGAGGAAUACUUCCAACAUGCGUGGACCUACACCAAUGGAAUUGACAUGAACAUGGGUUUUCCAGAGUGCCUGCAGGCUGAUAUUUGUCUUCAUCUGAACAAUAGUUUGCUCCAGAGCUGUAAGGCGUUUCAUGGAGCGACCAACGGAUGUCUACGGGCACUGGCAAUGCGUUUCAAGACCACCCACGCACCGCCGGGUGAUACGCUGGUGCAUUGCGGGGAUGUUCUCACGGCCCUCUACUUCCUCGCCAGGGGAUCCAUUGAGAUCCUCAGGGAUGACACAGUGGUGGCCAUACUGGGUAAGAAUGAUAUUUUUGGAGAGAUGAUUCAUCUGUAUGCCAAGCCGGGGAAAGCCAACGCAGAUGUUCGAGCACUAAGCUACUGCGACCUGCACACCAUCCACAGAGAGGAUCUUCUGGAGGUUCUCGACAUGUAUCCUGAGUUUUCUGACUACUUCCUGUCCAAUCUGGAGCUCACGUUCAACCUGCGUGAUGAGAACGCCAAGGGUGCCACGGGUCCUCAGAGGAACCUCUACACAGCAGUGAGUGACUCAGAAGACACAGAAGAGCCAGACGUCAAAACUGAACCCUGCUUUAAGACAAAACACUUUGCAGGUACUCUGAACAGACCGAGCAGGCCAGACAGGGAAAGGGGGAGAGAGCAAGAGGUUCACACACCGCCGGGAGAGGAGGAGGAGGAUGAGGAGGGUGAGGAAGAGACAGUGAGGCCACUGGGUUUGGGGGUACUGGAUCAAUCCUUUCCUGUCAACCUGAACACCAUCCCUAACACAUACAAUAAAGACUGUGUUGAAAACAAUCUGUUUCACAAAGCACUGGGACUUUGUGUGUCUCCAGACGUGUGUGUUGAAGAAUGGCCUUUUGGGAAUGCAGAUGACUCAGCGAAAUCUCAAGACAGAGAGGGAGGAGAUGACUGUGAAAGUGAUAUCACAUUUGGGGAAAUGGAGCAAAGACUGGAUCUACUGCAAGAACACCUUAGCAGACUGGAAGCUCAGAUGACAUCAGACAUCCAGGCUAUUUUGCAGUUGCUCCAGAGGCAGAGUACUCUGGGACCUCCAGCGUACAGCACUGUGGCCGUCAGCCCAGAGUACCACAAACCAGUCCAGCCAGUCAAUGCCAUACAGACACAGAAUCCUGAUCAGGAGAAGGCCUGCACCAAAGCCAAAGACUCAAUGCCUGCUGUUACCAAGGAGAUGACCUACGAUGUCAGCACAACGACCCCACUGGUGACAGACCUAGAGUGGGGGGCAGAGCUAGUGCUGAAGCCAAUGGAAAAUGAGCCCUUGGCAUCACAGCAGCCAAGAUCUCUUCAGCUGUCCAACAGACAAGCAUCCCUCCCAGAUUCGCCACCUGGCAGCGGCAUUUCAGGGCUCCACAGGCCCUCCUCCGAUCCUGGACUUCCAGGGCAGUAACAUAUGAUCAAAUAUUAUAGUUUUAAUAUAUUACAAACUGGUAGUAAAGCAAAAUAUCAAUUCCAUUAAAGGCAGAAUUCUUAGGGGAAAAUAAGAUCAAUUUUGAAAGGAUAGUUCACCCAAAAAUGACAAUUCUGUUAUCAUUUGUUCACCCUUGUGUUGUUCCAAACCCAUAUGACUUUCUAGGAAGAAUGUUAGCCUCAGUCACCAUUAAUUUUCAUUGUAUCAGAAAAAAAAAAAAUACAAUGAAAGUGAAUGGUGACUGAGGUUGUCGUUCUGCCUAACGCCUGUGUUCCAUGGAAGAAAGAAAGAAGAGGGUAAAUGAGUAAAUGAUGACCAUUUUUAUUUUGGGCUGAACCUAUCCCUUUAAUAAUUUCUAAUUAUUGUUAGCUUUGAAUGAUUAUAAUCUGCAUUUUAAGUAAGAAGGCCUUAUAGAGAAGGGGGCAUCCUCCUAUAGGCUUCUAAUGUGUAACUAUGCGUAGACAGAACAAAAUCUACAGCUCAACCUCCUCCCUUCACAGUAACAGCUCAGGGUAGAGAACGCAAAACAAAACGAGUCUUAUGCAAAGAACUUGAAAAUUACCUUUCCUGUCCCAUAUAUUUACCAAUCAAAUAUAGUAGUGAAACAAAAGCAGGUAAACAGAAGCAUUAGCAUGAACUCUGUAGGAAUCUAUUUAAAGGUUAUUUUGUGUGUGUGUUUUUUAAGUAAAUAUGUAAAUGGAAUGAUGCAACCAUGAUAAUGAAAGAAAGAUGCAUGCUGGGAAAAAAAUGCAGUGUUUAUUUUUUUGCAUGUUUCUUAAAAGAUACGCAUUGGUAAUCAAACGCAAUGAGCUCGUUUUUUGUCCCUAUAUCACCUAUUUGAGAUUUAUAUAUGUAAUGUAUUUAUUUACUUAACUAUGAAUUUCCUGGUAUUCAGGAAGAAUCUUUACUUGAACUGAACUCUGCAAAGCCUCAUCAUUAAAACAGGUCAUCAUCUCAGAAUAUCACAUUAUUCUAACCCAUAUCAGCCAUUCACAGUUUAGUACAUUCAACAACACAUUGUCCCUUGAGAGCCAAGUAAGCAUUUGAACUGUCAGUAUUGCGAUAUUGUCUCAGUAUUGAAUUUGACAAGAUUUUAAUCCAAGUGAAUUGCUCAUAUGAUCAAACUCGCAGUUUUUUGGCCCUCAGAAUGCCUUGUACACUUUGUGUUUCAGAUGCUUUUUCUCAUUUCUUUCUAUGAUGCAAUGUCAUUUUAGGACUAAACACCACCUGCGUGAUAUGCUGGUUCUUAUACUCUCCAGCUGUAGCAGUGUUAUUUAUUUUUAGCUGUAUGACUUUAUCUAGAUAAUUUGAUCCGAGAGAUGCAGGUGAAGGUAAAACCCCCAACCUUUAGCUGUUGUAGCAGCUGUGCUCCCUGGCCUUCCAAAAACACACAUUUUAACACAAUCCAUAAAAACGCACACUCUAGUAUAACAUCACAUGAGUUCAUGUGUAGAAGGACUGCAUGUUUUAACCAAAGUUAGUUAGAAGUAUUAAUCAUUUAAUCCACAAUUAAUGAGAUGCAUUGAAACACACUGUCUUCCUAGUAUCAGAUAAAAUUAAAUAAAAAAUAGACAAAAAAAGAGCAGAAAAAUGUAUGCAUUUCUUAAUUUACUAGUUUAUUCUCUUAGGGCCACCAGAUUUAGAGCGUGAAAAUGAAUAAGAUUGGGAGGCUGGAACCUGGAGGCUGAGCAUUGCGACAUAUCAGUGUAUUUGAUAGAGCUCUAAAUUCUCACACUGUAGCAUAGCCUGGCAGGGCAUUAGCUGUGAUCACAGCAUGCUUUGACUUAACAGUUUCCUGUGAUAUGGUCCAAAUCAUGUCUCAUGUUUCAGUAAGUUGGCCGAAGCAGGUUUGCCUUAGGGGUGCUUCUGGGACAUGGCCAGGACACAUGCCAGUGCGGGAAGAGAGCAAGAGAGGGAUAUGAUUCUAUUGCGAUCUUUUGCACAAACACUUUAAAACAUCUUUUUAAAACUAGUGCUGUUCACAGAAUUGUUUUUAAGCAUUUUUUUAAAAUGUUUGACACUGUAUUUUAUAUAAUGCAGCCCAUAACAGCUGGUUAGAAUGUUUUCUUCCUUGGGUAUAUUGGUUUGUAUUAUAUUUAUGCUGUAUAAUGUGAAUAUUACAAGAGUUAAAUUCAACGCACAACUGUGUAAAUUAAUAAAGGACAGAAUGCUUAAUUUACAACACUGCACAAGAUUAUUUGCAUCUUUUAAAUGAAGUGCACACUUUAGGGU
Molecule: messenger RNA, 6150 nt
Organism: Myxocyprinus asiaticus (Chinese sucker)
Lineage: Eukaryota; Metazoa; Chordata; Actinopteri; Cypriniformes; Catostomidae
Product: potassium voltage-gated channel subfamily H member 7-like
Exons: 17
Coding region: 313-3897 (1194 amino acids)
Biological process (GO): membrane repolarization during action potential; potassium ion transmembrane transport; regulation of heart rate by cardiac conduction
Cellular component (GO): membrane
Molecular function (GO): inward rectifier potassium channel activity
Source: RefSeq, a predicted model, not a curated record